CCAGACGAAAUUGAGGACGUUCAGAGGGAAACAUGGCGGCUGUGAGAAACAUGCAGAGACUUUGGGGAAUUGGUGUGAGUGCGAUUCGACAACAAGCAGCUCUGAAAACAUCUCGAGUCUUGCAGCAAAGAGCUUUUCGCCUUAAUGGAGCUCAGUGCCAGCAGUCGUUUGAUUCGUCCUUGGAGAAGCCUCAGUUCCCCGGCGCCUCCGCGGAGUUCAUCGAUCACCUGGAGUUCAUCCAACCCAACGUGAUCUCAGGAAUCCCAGUGUACCGAGUCAUGGACAGACGGGGCCAGAUCAUCAACCCUUCUGAGGAUCCACAGCUCUCGAAGGAGACAGUGUUGAACUUCUACCAGAAGAUGACGCUCCUGAACACCAUGGAUCGUAUUCUGUACGAGUCUCAGAGGCAGGGUCGCAUCUCCUUCUACAUGACCAACUACGGUGAAGAAGGAACUCACAUCGGAAGCGCUGCAGCUCUGGACUCUACCGACCUGGUGUUUGGCCAGUAUCGAGAAGCAGGAGUGCUGAUGUACCGUGGCUUUCCUCUGGACCUGUUCAUGGCACAGUGCUACGGUAAUGCGGACGAUUUGGGGAAGGGCAGGUUGAUGCCGGUGCACUACGGCAGCCGAGACCACAACUUUGUGACCAUCUCGUCUCCUCUGGCCACUCAGCUUCCUCAGGCGGCAGGAGCAGCGUACGCUAUAAAGAGAGAGAACAGUAAUCGUGUGGUGAUCUGUUACUUCGGCGAGGGAGCUGCCAGUGAAGGAGACGCUCACGCCGGGUUCAAUUUCUCUGCCACGUUGGAGUGUCCAAUCAUUUUCUUCUGUCGCAACAACGGCUACGCCAUCUCCACCCCCACACACGAGCAGUACAGGGGCGACGGAAUCGCUGCUCGAGGCCCAGGCUACGGCAUGCUGUCGAUCCGUGUGGACGGUAAUGACGUGUUUGCCGUGUACAACGCUACAAAGGAAGCGAGACGCAGAGCAGUGGCUGAGAACCAACCUUUCCUCAUCGAAGCCAUGACCUACAGGAUCGGCCACCACAGCACGAGUGACGACAGCUCUGCUUACCGCUCGGUGGACGAGGUGAACUACUGGGACAAGCAGGACCACCCCAUCUCUCGUCUCCGCCACUACAUGACCGCACGCGGCUGGUGGGGAGAGGACGAGGAGCGCGCGUGGAGGAAGCAGUCACGCAAACUCGUCAUGGAGGCUUUAGAAAAAGCCGAGCGGCGUCUCAAACCGAACCCAGAGUUAAUUUUCACUGACGUCUAUAAAGAUCUCACUCCACAGCUGGACAAACAGAAAGAGAGCAUGGUUAGGCACUUGCAGCAGUACAAAGAGCACUACCCAUUAGACCAGCACGAGCAAUAAGCGCUCGCUUCACAAUUUAAAAUCUAAUCACUACUUUCAUUUAGGGGGAUGCUGGUGAUGCUGAAUUUAAUAUGGGAGACAUGGUAUCAUUUUAAAACAGUUUAAAUCAUCAUAAAGCACAGUAAUGUAGAUACCUCUGGGUCAUGUAUGUCUGGGACUUAGAGAGUUACGAAGUGACACAAUGAAAUAUUCAGCUUGUUGCGACACAAGCGCUGUACAAUUCUGUUACACUUUAUUUCCUGGUUCUGUUGAUGCCUUCUGUUAAUGAGUUUCAGAAUGGGGUGUAUAUACUGUGUUUAUA
Molecule: messenger RNA, 1674 nt
Organism: Tachysurus vachellii
Lineage: Eukaryota; Metazoa; Chordata; Actinopteri; Siluriformes; Bagridae
Gene: bckdha
Product: branched chain keto acid dehydrogenase E1 subunit alpha
Exons: 8
Coding region: 33-1373 (446 amino acids)
Biological process (GO): branched-chain amino acid catabolic process
Molecular function (GO): oxidoreductase activity, acting on the aldehyde or oxo group of donors, disulfide as acceptor
Source: RefSeq, a predicted model, not a curated record